AUGGAUCCCUCCCUGGAAGCCACCGUCCGCCAGGACCGCUUCAAAUCGCUCUCCAGUGAACAGGUCGUCCAGCUCGUGCAUCGCCAGUUUGAGCCGGAAAUCACCAGGCUGAAACGUGUCAAACAGAACAUCGAGGGCGGCGACGCCCUUCCACUGGGUGCCUUGAUCCGGGUGGGCGUGCCGGGGAAAUCAGAUCGCACAGACCUCACGCCGUCCCAAUACCUCUUCGAUCAGGACUUUUCCGAGGUCAAUCGAACCAUCACUAAUGUCCUCGCCCUGAAAUGGCUUCUGGCCGAUGACUACGAUACCUUCAUCCUCCAUCAGCCCAAGCCUGUCAAAUUGUCCCGCGAUACCUUUCAGGAAUUUUGCGUCCUGGCAACACAGAUCCUAGAGACACCAGAACACCUCCUGGCCUUGAUUGUGUCCCUGGUCCUAGGGGACGUGGGCAAAGAUCCGAGCCUGGUAAUGGAGGUGAAGGAGAAAGAAGGGAAAGAACGGGACGAGGAAAUGAACCAUGACACAGUACUCGAGCGAGCAAUUGAAUUGAAGCUCAUCGGGUCGUCCUUGCAGUUGUUGUCGCCCUCUUUGCAGGAUGAUGUGAAGCGAGGGGUGAAGCUUGGGGCAAAGCUUAAUAUCCCGCAAUUAACCCAAGGUGAGAAUGUCCCGGGGAGUCUGCAGGGCCUUCGGGACCUGGAGGGGCAUAGCAGGGCAUUUAAUUUGAAGUACCUUGAAAUCAUGUUCGAUGUGGCAGGGGCAGGGGCUCAUGUCGACGCCCGUGGUGCAAUCCGCAUGAUUGAGCCGGUCUGUCAAUCGUUUCUAUUGGCCUACGAUAUCCUCCAGCGCGUCAUAAGAAAACAGAUUACUCUCCAGGAAGCUUACAAUGAAGUCUUGAAAAAUCGCGGCGGUAUUCUAACCAGGCAGGGCUUCAGAGAACUCUCCACAGACAACCCGACUGAUCGGGCCUUCCUUCGCCUGUGUGCAAUGGGUAGGGUAGCAGACGAGGACAUGGCUGAGCGAUUCAAUGACGCCUUUUUCGGGCUUCCACGCACCACGCGAGAAGAACUUGUCAAUGAGCUAAACAUCAGUGGCUUGGAUGGCCAACCAGCUGUAAUUCUCUAUUACAUGCCCGCACUAUUUGCGGAACUGCUUAGGAUUACUCGGGACACGUCGAGACUAGAGCAAGUGGAAGCGCUGAAGUCGCUGAUGGCUUUUAUGACCCACGCAUACCAUGAUUCAAAGCCUCAUGCAGGCAACAAGAACCCCAUCAUUGAAUGCGACGUGUCCCCAGCCAGGGGCUUCAUGCAGACGCCGGAUUUUCGGAAUGAUCCUCACUCUCUGGAAGAAUACGUUCUGCCGCAGACGGCCUCUUGA
Messenger RNA from Aspergillus ibericus CBS 121593, 1371 nucleotides. RefSeq lists its product as uncharacterized. Lineage: Eukaryota; Fungi; Ascomycota; Eurotiomycetes; Eurotiales; Aspergillaceae. Bases 1 to 1371 code for a protein of 456 amino acids. The transcript has a single exon. The record is from RefSeq and is a predicted model, not a curated record.